UUUUUUAAAUAUAAAUUUCUAACAUUUUACAGUGUCAAGAGGAGUCUUCGUUUCUGCUAUAGUCAACUGGCAUUCAGUGGACUGUUCUACCUGGCCAGUUGUGUUUCAGUGUGCAGGUUGUGAUGUGCUGAGGAUUAACUUGUGAUACAAACGUGAGGGGUCGAUGUGUAAGUGAUCAAUACACCGGCACAGUGAUUGGUUUUGAUGUCCAAUGGUAGCAAUCCAAGGAUUGCUAGGAAACCGUCUGGACCUACAAUGACUUAGCAUGGACUAUUUUAUCCAUUAGCUCAAGGAAAUAAUACAUACCAAAAACAGACCAAGGAAUACAUUAUUGUCGCAAUUGAAAAACAAACGAAAAUGUCCAAAAAGGAAAUCAUUAGAAAAGUGAUUCAGAUUGGAACAUGGGUGGAAGACAUUAUCAGUAAUGAUUUCAUGAAAAACAUCGUCACUUCCGUUGCUCAAAAGCAGGGCAAAAAAAGGAAACUGAAGCUGAGCCAAGCUGGCCUCAAGUUGAUCCAGUCCAGGUUUUUGCAAGAGAGCAAGUCGGUGUCUUUCCCCUUGUCCGAAAUCAAAACGGUCACCAAAAUCCCCGAAGCUCCGUCUUGCAUCAUGUUCGUCCUGGAGGACAAAGUCAGGCGUUUCAGGAUUCUGGCUUUCCGGUGCAGCUCCGAGGAGGACGCUACCCAGUUCACGUCACUGUUUGAUUACAUCCAACUUGACCAGCCCAGGGCGGUGGAGCUGAAAAAGGAAGAUAACGGAAACUGGACAUUAAGGGAGAGAAACGCACACAACACCGGGCGGCAUAUGGCGGACAUUUUCAACGCUAGGAGUCAGACCAACGGCGAGGUGAAGCCCAACGGGGUGGUGACCACGCACAUUCCAGUGCUGGACCGCAAUAAAAACUACACGAUCAGCCAGGCUUCGCCAGAGCAUGCAAAAAGCGAUAAGCCUCGCUUCAAGUAUUCCUUCAAGCGCAAUAAGGGAUCGAAGAAAGAGUCCCACGACGGGGUCGAUUACAAGGUGGUAAAAAAUAAAGGAGACGAUUACGUGAUAGAGACCGAAGUAUCCCAGCAUCCUCACGUGUCGAUGACAUCACACACCACCACCACUCUCGAACCUGAGUUCGGCGUUGUCAAGGAGACGACCCCAAUAGAGGUACACAUGCGGCACGAGAACCCAUUCGACUACAGUGGGGAUCCCAACCACAUCAUCUACGGUAGCAGCACCAACAGCAGCCGCAGGAGCAGCAACAUCCUCCCUUCCAAACCAGUCAUCUACGCAACCCACACACACAGUGAGCAACCUGUAGUGUACAGGGCCAAUUCCAGAACGUACGACACUAAGCCUAGACCUGUCACCUACUACGCAGACCCUUGGGCCACUCACAGGAGAUUUAUGGGAGAGUAUGGCGCGCACCUCCGACCUGUGAGCCACCAUCCUGCAGGUUCUGACCACGGCAGCGUCAUCAUGCGGGCCGAGACAGACUCGGUCAGCUCCAAGAUGAGUAAGCGGUCCCGUGCCAUGAGCAAGUCCGAGUAUUCGGUCAAAACCACGGUAGAGAGGCCCAUCGAGGCUACCUACGGCCGCCGGACAGUGGUAGUCAGGCGGACCGAGCCGGGCUACAUGUUGGUGCCAAUCCACCGAAGGUCCUACCACGAUGUUGUUCUGUGAGCCAGCCCUAGCGACCACCACUACUGCCAAACUUUAUUUCCGUUAUGUUAGGACAUCACUGUGACAUCUCCUUUGAAAUUCCUGUGACAACAGUGAAAUUCCUGUCACAACAAUGUUAUAUCUUUGUGACACUUUUUCACUUCCAGCAUUCAUCAAAUAAAAAUGUUUUCUUUUAGAAAUGACUGAACAAAAAAGGUUAUUAAAAAUAUGUUUGCUCUUUCCUUAAGAGAAACUUUUACGGCCAAACUUAGUCUUUGUAGUGGAUAAAUGGUUCUCUCCGAUUGUGUGUGCGACUUUCAAAACUAGUGAGCUGUUUCUUUCAAAACAUGACGGACUUAAUUCAUGUAAAGAAAUGUAUAAGUUUUUGAACUAUCAAAGGGAAGCAAUAAUGAAAAUUAUCAUAGUAGUGGUAAAAUUUUGUGUCCCUUAAAAUGAUUAUUAGAACGAUCCUAAUUGACAAAAUUAUUAUUAUUAUAAUGAGAAAUGUUUCACAUUCUAUGGAUCACGUAAAUCUGGCGGCACUCUGUGAACAGGUUAAAUGAAGAAGAAGAAAACGCUGUGUACUACUAGACAGAAGCAGCCUUUGGGUUGACAAGUGAGUCAAUCGGCCCAGGAUCCGCGCCUAAAUGGGGCCCCGCGAUAAAGAGAAACUUUUGUCAUCGUCAGCACAUCGUACAAAUAAUCGUGGCCCUGAUAUGACAUUCACUCAGGGCCCUGGGCCCCGCGCAAUGCCAAAGUUGCGUCCGAUUAAGGUGAAAGAAGAUGUAGAGGGUAGUCCUAAUUGGAAACUCAAAGCCAACUAGAGAUAGACGUUAGAAAGACGCGGGUGUACACUGUACUCUCCAGAUACACACAAGAGUCAAUGCUAUCUCAAAAGAAUGACUUUUAGUGUAAGCGAUUUAUCACUGUAGAUGUACAGUUCUUAAAACACAUUUGUUCUGUUCAAUGGCUUUCGUGAUAGGAUAGGAUUUCUAGUGUCAUGUGUCACAGGUGAUGCUUAAGUGGGCAAGCACAGCUAAAUAUCCAUUCAUUAAUAGCAUACAAGUAGUUCUAUGUAUGUAUGUUAGUAGUUCUAUGCAUACACGUAUGUAUGUGUUUAUGAAAUAUAUCUUUAUAUGGAUAUGUGCGAGUGUAUGUAUAUAAAUAUACAUCUGCUGGGCCUUAUUUACUUACUUCGGCUAACCAUUUCCUAAUGAAAUAUACAUUAUACAUUUGUAAAACACCACUGAUUAACUGACACAUUCAUUUAUCACGAGACCUCUUAAACUGUCGUACGCAUCCGCAUCAAAUUUCGUACAAAGGACCUUUUACCUCCUAGGUGCUCACUAAGAACAAAAACCUUUUGUAGUUUAUUUCUAUAUAGAAAGCAGAAAGCAUUAAUAGAAAUAUCUGACAAAUGUCGUAUUUUUAAAUCAAUUUUUUUCUUUUUUCCCAAGUCUACUUAUUUUUAAUAUGUCUUGCGUCAUUUCCACUUCCUUUUAGACGCGGUCUAAAAAAAAAAAAAUCCUAAUAGCAUUAAUAAAAUAGAUCUAGAGUCUUUUUCUUUUUUUUUUUUUUUUUUUUGAGACAGAGCUAUAAAGAGAGAGUAAGGAAUGGUACUUUGUUACACUUUAAAAAAAAAAUCCUAAUAGCAGUGAAAAGGUCAAUCUAGGGUCUAUUGUUAUUUCGUUACAUUCCAAAGGGGUCAACUAAACGAUUACAAUGAAUCAAACCAAAAUGAUAUUUCUUUUUAUUUAGAGAAGAACAAAAUACCAAAAUAAAUGUAGAAAGGGGAAGGGGAGUGUGUACGAAGGACAAACUUUUUGUUGUUGGCGAGAAGGGGCCGGGGAGGGAGGGAGGGAGCGGAGAAGUCAAAAGUGCUACUAAAAUUAACGGGCCUAAAAUAGGAGAACGUGUAUGUGUCAGGGGCGCAUUAUAAAGCGGGUCUUUCCUAAUCAAGUCAAAAGUUUCAAUGAGGGUUCCUGAGAGCGACAAAGAGAGCGGGUAGUGAAAUUUCACUGUAACAGAUUCACUCAUUCACGGGCUAAUAAAUAUGUUAGAUUGAUACUUAAAAUUUGGCCCGUUUAUUAAAAUUUAAAGAAAAAAGAAAAAGGGGUAUCCUGGCCAUAAUAAACAAUAUAAAGCCUUGGAACAAAUCAACGGGCUUAGCCGGGGUGUACUGCUAGUAUGCAUGUAAAACAAAAGAAAAAGAGCGAAGUGAGAUUUACGCGUACUAUAGUUCUAUCUUCACAAAUGUGACUUGCUUAUAGAUGCAGUCCUAUUAUUAAGUCCAUUCUAUUUCAAUUCGAAGAAGUUAAGCGCCCCCUCAAAGUUCUUAAUAUCCGGCACUGUACAUCUAAGUGUUCUUUUUCCUCUGUUACUGUUAAAUAUUUUGUUCUGACACAUCUGUUACUGUUAAAUAUUUUGUUCUGACAUUUUUUUUUUAAUGGGAAAGUUAAUGAACGAUCCGUAACCAUAGUUUCAUAUCUGAAUUCCUCAUUUGCUUUGAUCUUUUUAGCGUUGACGUUUCUGAUUUCACUCGAGUUUCUUACCAAUCACAAAGGUAGGCAUAGGCUUACAAUCGAAGCGCAUCGGAGGUCUCACCCGACUAAUGAUAUCACAAACAUGUUUCUAUGGGUCCGGUCUUUGUUUUGUUUUUAUACCCUCAACUUCUAUUCUUGACAGUUAAAAAAGGAAAAACCAGAACAGGAAAAUCCUCGAGGUCUGAACUAUUUAAAUUAAGCACUACAUCAAAUUAUAAUAUGUGUGUGUUGUGUUUUCUUUUGCACGUGUGGGCGAGUGGUUUUUCGCGUGUUAUCAAUAUACACAGGCAUCAUGUGUUUCUAGUAGGCUAAAAAAAAUGUUUUUUAAAAUGUAAAUAAUCAUCUUGAGCAAAUAAUCGAACAUGUCAUUUGUUUGAAUGUGUAAUUUGUUUGAAUGUGUAAUUUGUUUGAAUGUGUAAUUUGUUUGAAUGUGUAAUUUGUUUGAAUGUGUAACUAUAUUCACAUUUAGAAUGUACACGUAAGGCCUACAUCACAUUUGUACAGGCCCUUACAAUUAUUGUAUGGUUUAUAUAGUGCCAUAGAUGAGGCUGUCCUAUAACAAUAACAGAGAGCAUAUCUGAAGGCCUACCUUUGUUACGUUAAAUCCAUGUUCCAACUACGUGAUUGUGAUCACAAAAGAAAACACAAGAUGAACAUAAUGUAAUUCACAUUUGUGGUAUGUCUAUAGUUAUUCUACUGUACAUUGGUAUCUCCUAUAACUUUAUGAUCUAUGUGUAUAAAGUAAUGACCAUUCUUGGACUAACGUAUAUUUGGCUUAUCUGUGUGUAAAUGGUGUAUGGAUAUGUAUGUAUGAAACUAGGUCUGAGGAAGGGAGGUCUUCUUGAAAAUAAUCAACAUAGAUAUGUAGAUAUUUUAAUUAAAACAAAAAUAACUAUUAGAACGAACUGGCUUUAGUAGGCCUAUAGUAGUUGCCUAUAUACAGAUUAUAUACAGUCAUUUUAAAUCUGAGAAAUGACAAUGAUACUGAUUAUGCUAACUAUUAAAUAAGGAAAUUUAAUAAUUCAAAAAAAUAUCAUUGAGGGUGUCUAUUCGAACGGUUUUAGUACCAGCCACAUACGUUAUAAAUAUGUGUAAGUGUAGAUAGCAGAGGUGGAGACGGUGAGUAGUUUCAUAUUUGACAAGACAGUGGGUCCCAUAUCUGACACUAAGACAGUGGGUUGUCUCUUAGCUGUUAAUGAAACACUAGUAUGAGAAAAAGUUAUAUAAAUAAAAGAAACAGAUUACGAUGGUCCGGUCACCUCGAAAGAAUGCCACAGGUCAGAGAAGCAACGAUUGUUAGGCCGUAUCUGAAAAUAAGAUAGCAGGCGGGUUGUCUCAUAUCUGAAAAUAAGACAGCAGGCGGGUUGUCUCAUCUGAAAAUAAGACAGCAGGCAGGUUGUCUCAUAUCUGAAAAUAUGAUAGCAAGCGGGUUGUCUCAUAUCUGAAAAUAAGACACUUGGGUUAUCUUAACUCAGAAAAAAAAGGACAGUGGGUUUACCCUAUAUCUGACAAUAAGCCAUUAAGUUGUCUCCUCUCUGACAGUAAAGCAGUGGGUUGUCCUAUAACUGACAAUAAAACAGUGGGUUAUGACAUUCAUAGCAUUGAGUCAGUGGCUUGUGUGUAUGUGUGUUUGAUUGUUUGAGAGGCAGCGAGUGUUUUUGAUCUUAUUAUUGUUGUUGUUGUUGUUGUUGUUUAUUUUUGCUACCAAUAUUCCAUUUUAUUUUACAUGCUUGAAACUGGCACCUACAAAUGGUGGACAAAGACCUAUUGUUUAAACACAUACAAAUAGUGGACAAAGACCUAUUGUUUAAACAUCUACAAAUGGUGGACAAAGACCUAUUACUUAAACACCUACAAAUGGUGGACAAAGACCUAUUGUUUAAACACCUACAAAUGGUGGACAAAGACCUAUUGUUUAAACACCUACAAAUGGUGGACUAAGACCUAUUGUUUAAACACCUACAAAUGGUGGACUAAGACCUAUUGUUUAAACACCUACAAAUGGUGGACAAAGACCUAUUACUUAAACACCUACAAAUGGUGGACAAAGACCUAUUGUUUAAACACCUACAAAUGGUGGACUAAGACAUAUUGUUUAAACACCUACAAAUGGUGGACUAAGACCUAUUGUUUAAACACCUACAAAUGGUGGGAAAAGACCUAUUGUUUAAACACCUACAAAUGGUGGGAAAAGACCUAUUGUUUAAACACCUACAAAUGGUGGGAAAAGACCUAUUGUUUAAAGACAUACAAAUGGUGGGAAAAGACCUAUUGUUUAAACACAAACAAAUGAUGGACAAAGACAUAUUUUUUUAACACCUUCAAAUAGUGGACAAAGACCUAUUGUUAAGGACAAUGAAUCAAAGAGACUGUAAUACUUUCGUACCGGUUAAAUAUAUCAAGUAUUUUUCUGUACACAUAACAAUAAUUGUGUAUUCUAUAUGUGUUUUUACUUUGUAUUUUUACUGUUACCUGUACUACUUAGAUUAGCGUGUAAUAUCUAAUAUUAAUCUAUAUGGGUUGUUGUUUGUUCCUUACACCUCCAUUAGUUAUGUCUUAUUUGUGUGACCUAUAAUACUGAAGUGUAGAUCAAGUAUCUGUUUAAGUUAUUCUAAACUGUUAUCUGCAAUAUUGGUUAAAGUCUAUGUUGUAGUGAAGUGUGGAUUCUUUGAACUGUACAGCCUGCAAUAUCAAACAUUUGUAGCUACUGUUUCAUGAAUAGAACAAUAAAUUAUUUAUCUUUUU
Biomphalaria glabrata is the source of this 6938-nucleotide messenger RNA. RefSeq lists its product as uncharacterized. NCBI's taxonomy places the organism in Eukaryota, Metazoa, Mollusca, Gastropoda, Planorbidae. The record is from RefSeq and is a predicted model, not a curated record. Bases 358 to 1671 code for a protein of 437 amino acids. The transcript has 3 exons.